Messenger RNA from Ziziphus jujuba (common jujube), 3670 nucleotides. RefSeq lists its product as uncharacterized. Lineage: Eukaryota; Viridiplantae; Streptophyta; Magnoliopsida; Rosales; Rhamnaceae. The coding region runs from base 542 to 2968 and encodes 808 amino acids. The transcript is spliced from 15 exons. The record is from RefSeq and is a predicted model, not a curated record.
ACCAAACCCUAGCGCCAAUCUAAAUACAAAAAAAAAAAAGGAAAUAAAACAACCAUAGCUUAGCUUUUUCACACUCUUUGCCAGCAGAUCUCCACCUGCUAUUUUUCUUUCUCUCUUCUUCUUCUUCUUGCAUUGGUUGGAAUUUUGUUUUUUUUUUUUUCUAUUUUUCCAACCGAAAAUGUAUAUGGUUUUGCAGCUGUACAAAAAAUCCUUGUGCUUUUCAUAAAAUUGAAAAUAAAGAAAAAAAAAAAUCGUAGGCGAAGAAUCAUAGGCCGAAGUGUUUCACAUGCAAAGACAACGCAUAGACUGAAGGGUGAGAGAGAAAUAGAGAAGAAAAAGGGAAACUUGGUUUUUUACGCCUGUUUACUUAUAUAUAUAUAAUUUUUUAUUUUGGGUUUUUUUUUUUAUUUAUUUAUUGGAAAUGUGGUUUGGGAAAGGAGAAGAAGGUUUAAUGGUGAAGUUGGACUUUUCUGGGAAUUUGAUGAAUUUUUGAUUGAAAGAAAGAAGGGAUGCAAGAUUUUGGGAUUGUUGUGAAUUACGUAUGUUUCGACGUUUGGGAUGGUUUGUUGGUCUGAAUUAUAGAACUUCAUCUCCGAGGAGGUUGACAGAUGCCAAGCCUCGGCCGGCUAAGGUUAAGCCGGUGGCUAUGUUCGAAACUGUACAGGAGAUUGCCAUCUACAUUCAUAGGUUCCACAAUCUUGACCUUUUCCAACAGGGAUGGUAUCAGAUUAAGAUCACCAUGAGAUGGGAAGAUAGUGACCAUACCUCUUUUGUGGGAACUCCAGCAAGGGUUGUUCAAUAUGAAGCUUCUGAUCUAGGUUCUGAUUGUAUAUAUGGAGUAUGGGGAAUUGAUGAUACAGACAACAGUUUCACAACUCAGCCAUUCCGGAUAAAAUAUGCGAGGCAGGAUUUGUUUUUAUCGAUCAUGGUAUCAUUUAAUCUAUCUCUAGCUAAUCAUGAGGGUCCACCCACAUCUGCUGUGAUUAUGAAAUUUGAACUCAUGUAUGCUCCCAUAUUGGAGAAUGGGCCUGAUGUGCAAGCUUCUCUAAAUGCUUGCCCUGCUGCGGUCCAUGAGUUUAGGAUUCCACCUAAAGCUCUUCUGGGAUUGCAUUCAUAUUGCCCUGUUCAUUUUGAUACAUUCCACACUGUCCUUGUUGAUGUAACUGUACACAUCAGUAUGCUAAGAGCUGGUGGUUCCACUGUUGGCACCAAGUUAUCCAGUGAUUCUUAUACUGCUGAAGUCGCUGGCACUGAAUUUUCCAGUGGGUCAAAUCAAGCAUCAGGUCAGGCAGCUUCAAUAAACAGGGAAGGUGUCAUGAUUGUUAAAUCAUUAGUCAGUGCACGUGAUAUUCUGCUUGAAGAGUUACAAAGACUUGGCAAAGCAAUUGACAAAACAGUUGAUUUGACUGAUUUCAUAUCUAAAAUGGAUGAUAUAAAAUUGUUUGAGUUAAUCCUUGAAGCAAAUUUGGGUGCACCAGAUGGUGAAGUUUUAAGACCUGGCAAGCCACAAAAUGAUCUUGAGAAAGCAAAUGGUGUUUCAGACAUUCACACUCAUGACUGGUUAUCAACUGUACCCACUGAUGCUAUACUGAACAUUUUUCAUUUAUUGGGCAAUCAAGUGUCAUAUUUAUGGAGCACUUUUCUGCAGUUUCACAGGUCAAACAAAAAAAAGAUAUUGGAAUAUCUAUGUGAUGCAUGGGCCAUGGAUAGAAAAGCUGAAUGGUCAAUAUGGAUGGUUUACUCUAAGGUUGAGAUGCCUCAUCAUGUUUUGAAUAGCGGAGGUGAUGAUUCUUCCCGCAAUGGUGGCCACAAAAGGGUGUCAACUCUCUGGAAAUUAACUGAUGAUCCUGCUCACUCUGCUGCUAUGCGUGCUGAUCUACAUCGACGAAGUAUUUCACAGAUGAGGAUUAACAAUCGGUCAAUUCAAGACAUGCAUAUAUUUGGAGAUCCUUCUCAUAUUCCUAUCGUAAUUGUGGAGCGUGUUAUGAAUGCGCCACGGCGUUCUACAAGUGAAAAUUCUUACCUGAGACGUUUGGAUGUGUUUACCUCAACUGGCUUACUCACUGGAACUGGCUCUGAAACUGUACACAAGCCAUCUGGCACUAAUAAACCAAAAAAUGGUCGUGUCUUAAAGAUUGUUGUGUUCGUGCAUGGGUUUCAGGGACAUCAUCUGGAUUUACGGCUUGUUCGUAACCAAUGGCUUCUGUUAGAUCCCAAGAUAGAAUUUCUAAUGUCAGAGGCAAAUGAAGACAAAACAUCUGGAGACUUCAGGGAAAUGGGACUAAGGCUGGCUCAGGAAGUGAUUUCUUUCCUUAAAAAGAAAAUGGAUAGAGCUUCAAGACAUGGAGUGUUGAGUGAUAUCAAGCUUAGUUUUGUGGGACAUUCUAUUGGAAAUGUCAUUAUAAGAACAGCACUAGCAGAAAGCAUUAUGGAGCCAUACCUAAGACACCUGCAUACAUAUGUUUCUAUAUCGGGUCCACACUUGGGGUACCUUUACAGUUCAAACUCUUUAUUUAACUCCGGAAUGUGGCUUUUAAAGAAGCUCAAAGGAACACAAUGCAUUCAUCAGCUUACUUUCACAGAUGACCCAGAUAUCCGAAAUACAUUCUUUUACAAGCUAUGUAAGCAGAAGACUCUAGAGAAUUUCAGACAUAUAAUUCUUUUAUCUUCACCACAGGAUGGAUAUGUUCCGUACCAUUCUGCGAGAAUCGAUAUGUGCCAGGCAGCUUCAUGGGACUACUCAAAGAGGGGGAAAAUAUUUUUAGAGAUGCUGAAUGAUUGCUUGGACCAAAUGCGUGCUCCUUCAUCAGAGCAACGAGUGUUCUUGCGAUGUGAUGUCAACUUUGACACCUCUUCCUAUGGCAAGAACCUGAACUCUUUCAUCGGACGGGCUGCUCAUAUUGAUUUUUUGGAGUCUGAUAUGUUUGCCAGGUUCAUACUAUGGUCUUUCCCAGAAUUGUUUCGGUAGCAGCUGUGAGAAUAUGCUGCUUUGGUGUUUUGGGGCAAUCCAGUUUCUCUGGCCUGUCUUCAGCAGGAAUGCAGACAUCCAUAAGCGGUUUUCGAGCUGGGAUGUUGAAUUGAAGCCAUGUCCUUUAAAUGUUUCCGUCAGGAACUGCAUAUUGAGAUUGGCCUCUGUAAAUUAUAGUCUUGAAGCCGAUCUCAAGGUAAAAAAGAAGGCUGAAAGUGAAUUUUCCCAGGAAUGCCACAAGCCUCCUGGCUCAGAACAUCCAUAUUCGUGCUUUCCGAAAGGUUGCACUGAGUGUGAAUUAGUACUAAUAGCCAAGGUUUAAAGAAAUAGUUUGUGUAAUUAAUUACUAGGCUGAUGUUUAGAUUUCCUUUCAAAGAUUAUGCUGUUAAUCCACUCCCAGUUAGAAUUUAGAUGGUCCAUGUAAUCUAUAUAUGAAAGGUUUAGAAUCGGGGUUUAUAUAGGAUUUUGGUAUAAUAUUACUCUUUAUUUAUUUAGUUUCCUAAAUGAUAUCUGCAGAACCGCUCUAAUGUUCUAAAUUCAGUGAGGCUCAGUUUCUUGUUUAUAAGAAUUAUGUGGAUGUAAUAAAAAGAUAAAUGCCAUCCACUAAUAUCUUUUUUAUGUUUAUAUGAAACAUCAAUAGUUUCUGAUGGUAUUAUAUGUACUAGAGUUCUCAAAUAUAUUGUAUGUACUUUUAUUUAUUUA